CACGAAAUGCUCGCCGACAUUCUCAUAAUCAGCCUCAACUUGACCAGCGACGGUAAAGAUGGAUUUCUACCUCCGCUGCAACUCUCUCAGCUGUCGAGGGUCUUUAAAGGAGCGAGCGGUUGUUACUACAUGCUCACAUAUUUUCUGUCUUCAGUGUGCUGAAGCUCUUGGGCUCUCGCGUCCCACCGGAGGCGAACGUCGCUGUCCCGCAUGUGAUAUGACCCUUAUCAACCCAGACGAUGCCGUAUCGACUGUUCUUAAUCCGACAGAGGACUACAAAACAAGCGUGCUUAGUGGCCUCGAUCCAAAUACGAUAAUGGAAUGUACUGGGCGAGCUUUACAAUUUUGGUCCUAUCAAACGACUCAAGAAAUCUUCUACCAGGAAUUCCUAGGAAAGACAUUGACAGACAAAUACACAAACUUGAAUUCUCAGAUGGACAAAGUAAUUCAUAACGCCAACAAAGAGAUUUCAACGUUACAGACGAGACUUAUUGACAUGCAAACGGCACAAGAACAACUCCGCAAAAAGAAUCAAGAGCUUGCUGAUAUGUAUCGUGAGAAAUGCAAGAAGUUCACUCAAAUCACUCACUUAUACAACCUCCUCAAAUCUCGAGCCAUGAGAUCUCAAAUGCAAAAUGCUGCCGCUUCCCAGGCAUUCAACGAUCUGGAAAUAUCGCGUAAUGGUCCAGCAAGCUUAGUGGCGCAAGCUCACAGUGCACAGGCACCUCCACAAACUCCGUCAGCGUUCCAACAGAGGACAAAUCCUGUGGAUCUGGAUGGAGUAGAACAACUUCAUCGACACCAGCGGAGCGGUACCGGGAGUUCGAAGGGAACAAAGAAAAAGUCUAUUCCGACAGCUAUGGCCCCUCCAAGCCGUCCAUCCAUUGGCAUGAGGAGGGGAGAACCCCCAAAUGCUACCCCCCAGCAUCGCACACGACUUGCGGGUGCCUCACGUCCUUCCACAUCAACCGGGUUGUCCCAAUUGCCGAAUGAAAAUAUAAUGCUAGAGCGUUUUCAUGCUGAGCGACCACCCACUGUGACUGAAGGGUUUAUGAACGAUCAUCAUCACCACUCUAGUCGCCGGCAAACCUUAAACGUCCAGACCGGCAGAUCUCCAGACGAGACGCCGGGAAUAAGAUCGUUCUUCAAUACCACAAUGGGUUAAUACUAUGGAAAUCGGACAUAGUGUCGUAUAAUAGAAUUGCACGACCCUAUCAUAUUGAUUUAAUGGUAAAUUGGGUGAGUGGUUAGCAUUGCGGGAACUAUAUAUGGUCUACGCGACAGAGCAUAUCAUUCAAAAACAUGUAUUAGUGAGCCCGUAUAUUAGCCACAAUGACCCUCUAGAUAUAAUGAUAUUCGCAGAAAUAUCUUAAAGAUCAUAGGAUACGUCAACUUAGUGUGGUUUUGUCCUUACCUAUAUUCAAUCGAGGUUACCAACUGC
Molecule: messenger RNA, 1441 nt
Organism: Aspergillus versicolor CBS 583.65
Lineage: Eukaryota; Fungi; Ascomycota; Eurotiomycetes; Eurotiales; Aspergillaceae
Exons: 5
Coding region: 59-1165 (368 amino acids)
Biological process (GO): reciprocal meiotic recombination
Cellular component (GO): synaptonemal complex
Molecular function (GO): ubiquitin protein ligase activity
Source: RefSeq, a predicted model, not a curated record